AUGAAUCGUUUUCAGUUUGCCGACUCGGAUGGGUCGGCCUCCGACUUCGACGAUGAUUCCUCCAGCUUGCCCUUCCCCGAGCCUCUCUCCCGCACUUCCUUCCUCGCCCCGGACUUUGACCCGGCCGUCUUUUUGUCCUCUUUGACGAAUCGCCACCAAAGCCUUGAAGAUUUGCGUCAAGAAUUGCGAGGAUUGGAGCAAUUGUUGAACAAAGAGCUGUUGGACUUGGUCAACGAGAACUAUCAGGACUUCCUCUCGCUAGGCACCGCUCUCCGCGGAGGUGAAGAGAAAAUUGAAAGUGUCAAAGUGAGCCUUCUGUCCUUCCAGCGAGAUGUGCAAUCAAUUCGGGAUAAGAUCGAGGCUCGCCGUCGAGAAGUCGAGGGGCUCUUGAAUGAGAAGCGACAGUUGCGAACGCACUCGGACAUCGGCAAAGAUCUAUUGGACUAUGCAGAGCGAGUCGACGAACUGGAACAUCGACUGAUGAUCGGGAACAACUCGGCCCCACAAAAGGAUACUUCCGGGGCUGAUCAAUCCGAUUCCGAGUCCGAUCUCUAUGACAGUGAUAGCCAUGAUAGUGAGGACGAAGAGUUGGAAGAUGACGCAGCACCGGUCUCCUUGAAGCGACUCGAACGUCAUGUCCAAAAAUUUGUGUUUCUCACUUCCAUUGCCGAGCGAGUGGGUGAAAAUCAUCCCUUCCUAGUUGCUCAGCAGCCACGCUUGUCGAGGGUCAAGUCCACGGUUCUGUUAGACUUGAAGACUGCCCUGGAGCAGGAUGGGCGGGCGGGCAACAAGCGUGAUAUCAGAACGAUGGCCAUCUUGCGCCUCUAUAACUUGAUGGGGGAGGAUGUGAGUGCCGUUGCCGCUCUCAAGAAUCUCAAGAUAUAG
Messenger RNA from Penicillium macrosclerotiorum, 885 nucleotides. RefSeq names its product COG2 family protein. Lineage: Eukaryota; Fungi; Ascomycota; Eurotiomycetes; Eurotiales; Aspergillaceae. The record is from RefSeq and is a predicted model, not a curated record. The transcript has 2 exons. Gene Ontology annotation, biological process: intra-Golgi vesicle-mediated transport; protein transport; Golgi organization. Bases 1 to 885 code for a protein of 294 amino acids. Gene Ontology annotation, cellular component: membrane; COG complex.